This is a messenger RNA of Zalophus californianus (California sea lion), 879 nucleotides long. RefSeq names its product olfactory receptor 10AG1-like. The coding region runs from base 1 to 879 and encodes 292 amino acids. NCBI's taxonomy places the organism in Eukaryota, Metazoa, Chordata, Mammalia, Carnivora, Otariidae. The transcript has a single exon. The record is from RefSeq and is a predicted model, not a curated record. Gene Ontology annotation, molecular function: G protein-coupled receptor activity; olfactory receptor activity. Gene Ontology annotation, biological process: G protein-coupled receptor signaling pathway. Gene Ontology annotation, cellular component: membrane.
AUGGAGUCCACAGGACAAAAUCCUCCACAAUGGAAUCACACUACAUUAAUGGAUUUCAUCCUGCUUGGCUUUUCCGAUGUUCCUGACCUCCGAGGAUUUCUUUUUGGGGUGUUCUUGAUAAUCUACAUGAUUAUUCUGUUGGAAAAUAGCCUCAUUAUCAUAAUAACCAAGGUCAAUCCCUCCCUCCGGACUCCCAUGUAUUUUUUCCUUGGGAACUUUUCUUCCUUGGAAAUAUGUUAUGUGUCAGUCACUGUCCCCAGAUUAUUAACAGAUCUUUGUAGACAAAAUAGAAAUAUUUCCUAUCUGGCUUGUGCUACUCGAAUGUAUUUCUUUCUGGCCUUUGGAGCCACUGAGUGCUUCAUUUUGACCGCAAUGGCUUAUGACAGGUAUGUUGCCAUUUGCAACCCCUUACUCUAUCCCCUAAUCAUGAACAACAGGCUGUGCAUCCAAUUGGCAGCUAGCUGUUGGAUCACUGGAAUUCCAGUACACAUAGGGUUCACCUACCUAAUCUUCUCUUUACCCUUCUGUAGGUCCAAUCAGUUGAAUCACUUUUUCUGCGACAUACCUCCAGUACUUAAGCUUGCCUGUGGGGAUACUUUUAUGAUUGAGAUGUUGGUUUAUACAGUUGCUGUUCUAGUUGUCACUAUUCCUUUUAUGUUGAUUCUUGGAUCUUAUGGGAAAAUAAUCUCAACCAUCCUGAGGCUGCUAUCAGCAGCUGGGCGAACCAAGGCAUUCUCCUCUUGUUCCUCACAUCUCAUCGUUGUGGCUUUAUUCUUUGGAUCAGGCAUCAUGACAUAUUUGAGACCCAAGUCCAGCCAUUCAACAGGAAUGGACAAGUUUCUUUCUCUUUUUUUACACCAUUGUGACACCAAUGUUUAA